Messenger RNA from Carcharodon carcharias (great white shark), 1521 nucleotides. It is a transcript of the gene ctsh, whose product is annotated as cathepsin H. The transcript has 12 exons. The coding region runs from base 142 to 1137 and encodes 331 amino acids. Gene Ontology annotation, cellular component: lysosome. NCBI's taxonomy places the organism in Eukaryota, Metazoa, Chordata, Chondrichthyes, Lamniformes, Lamnidae. The record is from RefSeq and is a predicted model, not a curated record. Gene Ontology annotation, molecular function: cysteine-type endopeptidase activity. Gene Ontology annotation, biological process: immune response.
CCACGUAUACAACACCCUGCCCAGUUUCACAUCUGAUUAUGAAUUUGCAGCUGCCUGACUGUAAGAGGAAGUACAAGUACCAAGCUGUAAUAGGAAGAAGGGGAUUUCCAGCCACUGCUUUAUUCAAAGAGCUUGCUGAAAAUGGAGCUGUUAACGUCACUUAUCCCAAUUUUCCUACUAUCGCACAUUGUGUGCAGCCUGCCAGAGUUUUCUUUCAAAGAAAUACGUUUUUUCAAAGAAUGGAUGAUCAAGCACAACAAAAACUAUGGCCCAGAAGAGUACGAUCAUAGGCUACAGACCUUUAUCCAGAACAAGAGAAAGAUUGAAGCUCACAACAGUGGUAGACACACUUUUCAAAUGGGACUGAACCAGUUUUCUGAUUUGACUUUCAGUGAAUUUAAGUCACUGUACUUGCUACAGAAACCACAGAACUGCUCAGCUACACGAGGGCACCAUCACAACAAUAUGAAGCUGCUCCCUGAGUUUGUAGACUGGAGAAAAAGAGGAAAUUACAUCACUCCUGUGAAGAAUCAGGGUGGGUGUGGAAGCUGCUGGACCUUUUCUACCACUGGAUGCUUGGAAUCUGUGAUUGCAAUAAAGUCAGGAAAACUUGUUUCACUGGCGGAACAACAACUUGUAGACUGUGCUCAAAACUUUAAAAACCAUGGAUGCGCAGGAGGACUGCCAAGUCAAGCUUUUGAAUAUAUUAAAUACAACCAGGGGCUGGAAAGGGAACAGGAUUAUCCUUAUGAAGGAAAGGAUGGACCUUGUCGGUUCCAGCCCAGCAAAGCUGCCGCAUUUGUCAAGAGUGUAGUCAACAUCACUGAGUAUGAUGAAGCUGGAAUGGUGGAUGCUGUGGCAAGACUGAACCCAGUCAGUUUUGCUUUUGAAGUGACUGAUGACUUUAUGAAUUAUGAGAAAGGUGUUUAUUCCAGCAAAAAUUGCCAUUCAACCCCGGAUAAAGUGAAUCAUGCUGUGCUGGCUGUGGGUUACGGAGUGUCCAAUGGUACCAAGUAUUGGAUUGUGAAGAAUUCUUGGAGCACUUCCUGGGGAAUUGAUGGAUAUUUCUACAUUGAACGAGGGAAGAACAUGUGUGGCUUGGCUGCGUGUGCUUCCUACCCCGUCCCCCUGCUCUGAGAUGAUGAGGCUGCUCAGAUACAAUGGAAUUCCAGGCCAAGUCCUUAUUGAACCGCAAGGCUGAUGUGACACAACAGAAAACUUUACAACGCCGAUUACUGCUUAAAAGAAUACUAAUUAACAGUCUGUUUUCCAUUCUGCUUCUUAAUGUAAAUUGCAUUGAGUUCGAAUCACCGAUUGUAUUUACUAUUUCUGAUUUCUCGGAGCAUAAAAUGAUCUCUGAUGAUCAGUUUUAAAUGCUCACUACCACUAAAUCUAGUCAAGUGUUAAAUUUCAACUAGAGGCAAAUGUUCAUUUUAUAAAAAGAAUCUCUUUUGUGACUGUUUUUUUAAUCAAAGUGCUGAUUGUAAUCAUGAACAAAUGAUAAAAAAUGCUGAAAUGAAA